AUGAAGUUCAGCAAGCUUUCCACAGCUUUCAUCGUCUCUUUGUUCUAUGCGCCUCAACUAGUGGCCGCGGCUCUCAAUGCGACAGAGACCGAUACUCAGCUGGUCAUUUCCAAUGACCGCCUCUACGCGGCUGUCCAGAAAAAGGGCGGCGCUAUCGUGAAGCUCACACUGGACGGAACGAACCUACUUGGCAGCCCAUCUGGCUCUACUGGAAUCGGCCCCUACCUAGAUUGUUACUGCACACCAAAGGGCUUCUGGACUCCGGGCUCCGUGACGCCCAAGUACAAGCUCUUCAAGGGAAAGGAUACAAAGGGCAAGGACUAUGGCGGUAUUGUCAUGUCUGACACAUACACCGAAACAGGACAGGUCUUGGAGCAAUACUGGUUUUUGAGAGAUGGCGAGACUGGCCUGCAUACGUUUAGUCGAGUCGCCUACCACAACGAAGAGCAGCCGUUCCUUCGCAACCUUCAAGAACUUCGAACCCUCUUCCGGCCAAAUAACGAUAUGUGGACUCAUCUCCUCACCAACACGAAGCAUUACGCACCUCUGCCCGGCAAGGAGGCCAAGGAGAAGCAGGUUGUGGUACAAGAUGCGACAUGGUACAUGGGAAACACACCCAACGAUCCCUAUGUUAAACAAGAGGCGGACUAUUUCACCAAGUAUACGUUCCAGGAUAAUUGGCGUGAUAUCGACGCUUAUGGAUUGUUCGCGGAUGGCUCCAAGACCGAAGAUGGAGAUGCUUACGGCGCUUGGCUCGUCAUGAAUACCAAGGACACUUAUUUUGGAGGUCCUCUACACUCUGAUCUAGUCGUCGAUGGUAUUUUGUACAACUACAUCAGCUCCAACCACCAUGGAGAUCAAACACCCAAUAUUACCAACGGGUUUGACCGCACCUUUGGACCUCAAUACUUCCACUUUAAUCGAUUCCCUGGUACGACCGAUAUCCUCAAAGCCCAGGCUGACGCUGCUCAAUACGCCGACCCAGAAUGGAACGCCGAUUUCUAUGAUUCUAUUGCCAAGCAUGUCCCGAACUAUAUCCCUACCAAAGGCCGUGGAAAGUUUGAGAUCAAGGUUGAUCUUCCCAAGGGAGCUAAAAACGCCAUUGCUGUUCUCGCACAGAGCGGCGUCGAUUUCCAGGAUAACGUCUUUGAUACUAAAGCCUACCAGUACUGGGCUAACCUUGAUGAGAGUGGCAGAGCGACUAUUCCCCGUGUCAAAUCUGGGACAUAUCGCCUCACUGUUUACGCUGACAACAUAUUUGGGCAAUAUACACAGGAUAAGAUCAAGGUCAAUGCUGGCAAGACUGAGAAGAAGAACGUUCGCUGGAGAGAAGAGUCUGCCGGCAAAGAACUUUGGCGAGUCGGUACUCCUGACAAGACUUCUGGUGAAUAUCGUCACGGUUUCGAACCCGACACGUCCAAGCCCCUGCAGCCGGAACAGUACAGAAUCUAUUGGGCCAACUGGGAUUUUGUCAAGGAUUUCCCCGACGGUGUCAAUUUCAAGGUCGGCGAAAGCGAUGUUGGCAAGGACCUCAACUAUGUUCACUGGAGCGUUUUUGGCGGAAAGGGUAAUUACCCUCGCCCGGAGCAGUAUGUUGGCAACGGCGAUGUGAACAAUUGGACACUUGCAUUUGACUUGAAAGAGUCGCAGUUUAAGCACAAGAAGCGAGCUACAUUUACGGUGCAGCUUGCAGGUGCAAAGACUGCUGCGGGAAACACCGACGUUUACAAUGCUUCUGAGCCUCACUCGAAUCUCAAGUAUACUGUCAAUAUCAACGGCAAGGAUCUUGAGCCAUGGGUCAUUCCAUACUACCAAAGUAGCUCUUGUGCUGUGCGCUCUUCUGUGAGCUGUUACAACAUUGCUCACAAGUUCGAAUUCGAUGCCAAAUGGUUGAAGAAGGGUGAGAACGAGAUGGUUCUGAGCUUGCCUUACAACGGGACCAACUAUGAGUCUGCUGUGCUUCCCACUUCUGUCUAUGUGCAGUAUGAUGCUCUUAGGUUGGAAAUUGAGUAG
Molecule: messenger RNA, 2013 nt
Organism: Fusarium pseudograminearum CS3096
Lineage: Eukaryota; Fungi; Ascomycota; Sordariomycetes; Hypocreales; Nectriaceae
Exons: 5
Coding region: 1-2013 (670 amino acids)
Biological process (GO): carbohydrate metabolic process
Molecular function (GO): catalytic activity; carbohydrate binding
Source: RefSeq, a predicted model, not a curated record